AUGUCUUAAGAGAAAAGCCAAUCCCCGAAGCCAAAAGCUUAUUCUAUGUCUUGUUCUAAGUCAGAAAUACUAGAUAAUUAAACAGAAGUAGUGCAUCGAGCUACUAAAAGUGAAAUGAUAUACCCAAAUAAAGAUUUGGAUGGAGGCCAAAUAAACAGCUAAUAAAUGUAGAGCUAAUCUGGAAACUAUUUAAACAUCAUAAUAUUAGGCUUAGUUAUUUUAGGAUUGACUGCGGGUUUAGUGAUAGGAUAUAAAAUAAUGAAAUCAGGAAAUGUUUAGGAUGAGGAAUAAAUGAAUGUGUUUGUGAACAUUGUCUCGCAAUCAUUAUUAAAUAAUCUUGAAUAGCAGAAAUAUCUCAUCAUAGAUGAUUAACUUAAAUAAUUGAAAAAAUUUUAUGAAAAACAACUAACUAAUGUUCUAUGGCAGAAGAUUGUGAAGCAUAUUCAAUAAUAACCAAACGUAAUUAUUAGUUAAGAUAAGAAAAAGUGGAUAUUGAAAGAGUGA
Paramecium tetraurelia is the source of this 504-nucleotide messenger RNA. RefSeq lists its product as uncharacterized. The record is from RefSeq and is a predicted model, not a curated record. The transcript is spliced from 2 exons. NCBI's taxonomy places the organism in Eukaryota, Ciliophora, Oligohymenophorea, Peniculida, Parameciidae.